AUGAAUGAACCUUCCGAGGUCCUAAAUUCCAUAAAAGAGUCAUACUUUACGGAAAAAAUCAAUGAAAGGACCAAACGGCAUCUCGACCAUUCUUACUCCGGUGAUUCUAUUUUUAGUUUUGUUACACCUCUUUUUAAUCCACCCGUAUCCGAGAAGUUUGUUCAAAAAGAAUCCAAGAGACACAAAAAAGUGAAUUUUAAAAAUUCAAAUUUAGCAUUAGAUCUAGAAUAUGUUACCAAAGUUUGUAACGAUACUAAAUUUUUCAUUAAACCGACCGAGGACGGAUUACAUUAUGUUAAUGAAUCAUUAAUGCUAUUUGAGUCAUUUUUACAUUCUUUGCCAAAUUUUAGCUUUAAGGAUUCAACGAAGGAAGACGCCGAAUCGUAUUUUGACGCAUUAUUUGAAUCACUUUUGUCAUGUAUAGAAAAGGAAAAAUAUGAAGUGGAAAUAAAAGAAGAACCAGCUGAUGAUUUCAGUUCAUUGGAGAUAAAGAAUAUAAAUAAACCCGAGUUUUCAAAUGAAGAUGAUCACCAGUUGAUGAAACAACUGUUGAUUUCGUUGCUUCUAGCAUAUAACUGGUCCCUGCAUUUAUAUAAUCUAACAAACAUCGCAUUUAAAAUUUCUAAAUCAGACCUAUCGGAUUGCGCAAAUGAAAGCAUUUUGAAAACUGCACUGGGCAUAAAGGAGUCAAACCGUAAUUACAUAUUUUAUAAAAACGUAUCUCAACAAUUGUGGUACCUCUUGAAGUCAAAAGAGGAAAAUGUAAAUUCAUUCAUAUCAGAAUUCACUCAAAAAAUCGCAUUCAUAAAUAAUAUAGUAGAUAUAGAGAUGGCAUAUGAACCAAACAUGUGGAAUAAACUAAAAUCCGAGAUUCCAGACUCAGAAAAGAAAACACCAUUCCCAUCUAGAAACCAUCAUGAAGAAAAUUUAAACAUCAUUAGAAAUGAAAUGGGAAGAAGAAUUAAUAACCAAACAAAGUGUGAAUAUCUGAGACGAGAACUAGAUGAUGUUACGUCCCAGAUGCUGAAUUUGGAAUCUAAAAAUGAAGAAGUACUCACAAAAUUAGACUCACUUAGGAAACAACUUGAAGAACUAAUGGGAUCAUUUACAACUGAAAUUGAUAAUACAAAGGCGGGAGAUUCAAAAAAAUUACCAGCGCCCAUGUCCACACUGUAUACACACCUGAACAAUUUCUCGCAGUCUAACCCACUGAGAGAUAUCAGUUUCAAGGUAUUAAAGGAAGAAAACGGAUUCCAAAUGUCACUCUCUGCACCAAGAGAUGUAUUGUUUCCAUCACUAGAAGCCACUAAAUUCUCGUUUCCAUUAGUCUAUCAGUUUGAAGUUAAAGGGAAAGAAAUAAAAGUGACCCAAGUUAACAGCCCUAAAUUGAUAUCAAGUAAAACGGCCAUGGAUCUGGCAAUGAAUAAAUUCAUGGGAAUUGAACAGCAAGGAGAUUUCGACUUUGGACUUAAACGAUACCAGGACCAACUGCCCAAGGAUUUUCAAGAAAACAUGGAAACUUUGUAUAAAUUAGCCCAGGAGUUUGUGUGGAACCUCUACAUCUUGGAGAGCUAUAAGACAAAUAACAAGUCCAUACUAUCAAAGAUACUCCCAGAGGAACUCCAGAAUAGAAAAAUACAUUCAAAGUACACAUAUAAAGAGAAAAAUAUCUGGAAUGUAUCAAAUGAAGCAGCCUCAGCAGUAGUACAAGUGGAAAGUAAUGGAAAUUUCAAGUUCAAGUUUAGCGAAUUUAAGAAAAAAGGAAAGAUUGAAGUGACUGAGAGUUCCAAACUUAUGGAACACCUGAAAGAAAAACAUGUAGUUAAGAUAGAGAACUUUGGUGACCUCUCGAAACCCAUCAUGGACUAUUUUAAUAAAGGAUACAACCUCAAUCACCUGUCAGUUCUGUUUGAGUCAUAUUUGGUAAGUACAAUAAAAAAUAACAAAUAUAGGUAUUAUUCGACCUUUUGUCUACCUAGAAACACUUGGAACACUUACAUAAUUCCUCUAAUUUUAGUACUUCCCUAA
Theileria annulata is the source of this 2028-nucleotide messenger RNA. RefSeq lists its product as uncharacterized. The record is from RefSeq and is a predicted model, not a curated record. The transcript has 6 exons. The coding region runs from base 1 to 2028 and encodes 675 amino acids. NCBI's taxonomy places the organism in Eukaryota, Apicomplexa, Aconoidasida, Piroplasmida, Theileriidae.